AUGCGUAACGAUCCUACACCGUAAUUACCGUACACUCUUCUCUCCUAUUGGUCGAGAGGCACGAUCGAGAAAACGAUAACGAACCAGUCGGCUAACGGCGUGCAUGGGGAGAGCACGUGUCGUUCAUAUUGUUGCGCGCGAUUCGUCGAGCUUAUACGUCGACUCCUGCGAUCUUACCACCACCACCAUCAGCGACAUUUUCAGUAGCAGUGAGAUAGACGUUACUGGGAACGCCGCCAGCGUCGCUAGUACCACCGUGGAGGAAAAACUAUCGGCUUCCCCUCCCGUGGAGGCGGUUCACGGCACGAAAAUCGCAGUACCCUCGCGUACACCGAGUACAGUGUCCGCGAAUGCGAGAUACAUCAGCGUACGCCGCCGGCCUGUCACGAUGCUGCUUGCGGUGAUCGCGCUACUCUGCGCCGGCAGCACUGCCGAGGUCUUCACCAACACGUUUCUCGUGAAGAUGAGGGAGCCUGCGGAAAGACAUAUCGCGGAUCGCGUGGCUGCUAGAAAUGGAUUCGUCAAUCUUGGACCGGUAUUGGGCAGCCAAACGGAAUACCAUUUCGUGCACAGGGCUUUGCCACACGCGCGGAGCAAGAGGUCCGUGCCGCAUAUGAGAAAAUUGAAAGUGGAUCCUUUGGUGCAUACUGCCGUGCAGCAGCCUGGAUUCAAGAGGGUGAAGAGAGGCUAUAAACCGCUGAGCGUGGAUAAUCUGGUGCCCCUUUACCAAAUUAAAAACCCAGCGAAUCCUGGUAACAAAGACCCUUCUGAUCCUUACUUCCAGUAUCAAUGGUAUCUGAAAAACACUGGUCAAAACGGCGGAAAGCCGAAAUUGGACUUGAACGUGAAGGCAGCCUGGGCUCAAGGUGUUACUGGCAAGAACGUCACCACUGCUAUAAUGGACGAUGGUGUCGACUAUAUGCAUCUGGACCUGAAGGAUAACUACAACGCAAAGGCCUCCUACGACUUCAGCAGCAACGAUCCUUAUCCAUAUCCAAGAUACACCGACGAUUGGUUCAAUAGCCACGGGACCAGAUGCGCCGGAGAAGUGGCCGCUGCUCGUGAUAAUGGCGUCUGCGGCGUAGGCGUCGCUUACGACUCGAAAGUCGCUGGGAUCCGAAUGUUGGAUCAGCCGUAUAUGACCGAUCUGAUCGAAGCUAACAGCAUGGGACACGAACCUGACCUCAUAGACAUUUAUAGUGCCUCAUGGGGACCGACUGACGACGGGAAGACCGUGGACGGGCCACGGAACGCGACGAUGAGGGCCAUCGUGCGCGGCGUUAAUGAGGGUCGACGAGGGCUAGGAAAUAUUUACGUGUGGGCUUCCGGGGAUGGAGGAGAGGAAGACGAUUGUAACUGCGAUGGCUAUACGGCCAGUAUGUGGACGGUGAGCAUUAACAGCGCCAUCAACGACGGUCAGAACGCCCAGUAUGACGAGAGCUGUUCGAGUACCCUGGCAUCGACGUUCAGCAACGGUGCUAAGGAUCCCAUUAUAGAGGUG
Messenger RNA from Habropoda laboriosa, 1501 nucleotides. It is a transcript of the gene amon, whose product is annotated as neuroendocrine convertase 2-like. The annotation marks the transcript as partial. Gene Ontology annotation, cellular component: trans-Golgi network; Golgi membrane. Gene Ontology annotation, biological process: protein processing. The transcript has 7 exons. Gene Ontology annotation, molecular function: serine-type endopeptidase activity. Lineage: Eukaryota; Metazoa; Arthropoda; Insecta; Hymenoptera; Apidae. The record is from RefSeq and is a predicted model, not a curated record.